UUCAGGUUUCGUAAGUGGGACAUGGGCAUAAUGUUCUAUUGUUCCAUCUAUACUUAGUGAAUUAGACUAAUACAGUUGCUAUAAAACAGAACAUUUUGGAGAUAAUCAGCAGGUCAGACAAAGUGAGACAGAGAGGAAACCUUUCACAUACUUUACGACAUUUUCUAUUUUCAAUGUUGAAGAGGGAAACAAGGAACAGCACAUGCUGGUUUACCAUUUUGAUGGAAGUUGUCGAGAAUACCUCCCGGUCGGUAGAUGUCGUUGCCUUUGGAGGAGUAACUAGGGGCGCCGGACGGAGAUGAUGAAGCAAAGAUCCUAAUAAUAGCAGAAGUGGUCAAAGAUAUUAGAAGAGCUCCUCUAUAAUCUUUGGAAGUGGUGACGAGUCCGUGAGCUGCACGGAGUUCAAUUCAAAUGGCCACCUCCAGUCGGUAUUUACAAAAUUCAAAGGAGCAAGUUCUGGCAAACCUGGCUAAUUUUGCAUAUGAUCCCAGUAACUAUCAGUAUCUUCGACAGUUGCAAGUCAUUGAUCUGUUUCUGGACAUGCUUACAGAAGAAAAUGAAAGAUUUGUAGAAUUUGGAAUCGGUGGCCUCUGUAACUUGUGUCUAGAGAAACAGAACAAAGAAUAUAUUUUACAGAACAAUGGAGUUCAGGCAGUGCUGGACUGCUUAUCCAGCUCUAAUGAAGACACUGUGCUAUCUGCAAUUACCACAUUAAUGUACCUGACGACACCUUUGUCCCAACAAGAAAUUACAGCAGUGCCAGUUAUUCAGUGUAUGCUACGCUUUUCUCUGUCCAAAAACAAACGUUUGAGUAACUUAGCAAAUCUGUUUCUCGAAGACAUCUGCUCCGCAGAUGAUGUAGAAAAAGCCAGAAAUGUGCAGAAUCACACAGCUCUCGGAAUACCACUUCCAAAAGAAUAGGCUCAGAAAAUUCUGCAACUUCUAGGAAGGACUACACAGGCUUGUCAUAGUCUGAAGCAAUGCCAUCACAAAAAUAGCACAUGGUUUCUUUGCUCCAUCUGAAUUGCUCUGUGUUUCAGUUGUUUGUGGUUCAAUGUCCUGCUAUAGAUGCCAUUACUGUUAAAAAUUAUAUGGAGGGACUUAUUCCUCUUGUUGAUGGAUAUAAAGAUUCCAUAACAUUAUUUUGAAAAAGGGCAGGUGAGUUUUCUUCUACAAUAAUUAUAAUGAUAAAUAAAAAUAAAAUCAUUAUAGUAUAAUAUGUCAAUAUAAUAUAAUAAUUAAAUCACUUCAAGUGAUCAUUAUACUAUGAUUUGUGGAAGUUUGUGUUCACUAAUUGGCUGUCACAUUUUCUAAAUUUAUAACAGUGACUAUUUCAGGAUAUUCUUCAAUGAGACCUGUGAAAAGGAUUUGAAAUGUGAUUCAUAAAUGCCUUUAUUACAAUAAGAAUGCUCCAUUAUCUUUCAUUAAUAAAUUGUAAACUUAUUAUAUUUCCACAUCCUCCACAUGAUGUUGAUGUUGCAUAGUUUGCAUGAGCAGGCAGAUUUAGGCUGACAGUGUGCAUUCUAUCAUGCUGAAGGUGUCAUCCUUCAGCUGAGAUAUGCAAACUUGAUUCUAUUCCAGAGAUUUCUCCCAGUGUCUUAUUUUAAACCACAGUCUUGACAAAGAAUAUACAUAUUAAAAA
Molecule: messenger RNA, 1642 nt
Organism: Leucoraja erinaceus (little skate)
Lineage: Eukaryota; Metazoa; Chordata; Chondrichthyes; Rajiformes; Rajidae
Gene: armc7
Product: armadillo repeat containing 7
Exons: 5
Coding region: 412-921 (169 amino acids)
Molecular function (GO): protein binding
Source: RefSeq, a predicted model, not a curated record